Molecule: messenger RNA, 2082 nt
Organism: Heterostelium album PN500
Lineage: Eukaryota; Evosea; Eumycetozoa; Acytosteliales; Acytosteliaceae
Product: SMAD/FHA domain-containing protein
Exons: 6
Coding region: 1-2082 (693 amino acids)
Biological process (GO): base-excision repair; base-excision repair, AP site formation via deaminated base removal
Cellular component (GO): mitochondrion; nucleus
Molecular function (GO): zinc ion binding; uracil DNA N-glycosylase activity; DNA binding
Source: RefSeq, a predicted model, not a curated record
AUGUCAAAUAAUACAUAUAAGAUUGAGUAUGCAAAGUCGGGUAGAUCAUCAUGUAAAGCAAAGCAAUGUAAGGGUAACAUACCAAAGGAAACAAUAAGAAUUGCAAAGGUGUACCCUUCUGCAAGGUUCGAGGAUGAUGGAACUGCAGUCGACUAUUUCCACCCGCAAUGUCUUUUUGAUUCUCAAGUUAGAGCAAGAAAGACAACGAAAAAGGUUGAGGAAAUCGAAGAUUUAGAGGGUUUCGAAGAGCUUUCUAAAAAGGAUCAGGCUGCUAUCAAACAAAUGUUACAAGAUCAUUUAGAUCUGAAAUCAGGUAAAGGCAAAAAGAAAACAACGACAAAGAAACCUAAAAAAGAUAAAGAGCCUAAACAAAAGAAGUUUGAAGAUUUUAUGUUUCAUGGAAGCGAUAAUGAGGGUGAAAAGAAAUCAUCUUCUUCUCACACCGCUUCGGCGAAUACCUCUGGAGACACAGGUAUUACAACACAACCCAAGCAAAUCGAUGUCAAGCAUGCAUUGUCUUCAAGAUGGAGUAAAUCAUUCGACCCAGAAUUUUUAUCUAAAUUUGGAUUCGAUCAAUUUUUAGGAAAGAAAAGAAAUAGCAGUCACCUUCCAAAUAAUAAUAUGGUUUUCUCAGCAUUGAAUUCGGUGCCAACACCAAGCGAUGUGUCUGUUGUGAUAUUGGGACAAUCGCCUAUUCCAAAGCGAGAGAGUGCCAGUGGAUUUUCAUAUUGUGAUGGCGCCGCACAAUCUUGGCGAUUAGACAAGUGUAAGGCCACUACACGUAAUUUUAUAAAGGCAGCAUUGCUCUCGAAAGGUUGGAUAUCAAAGAGCGACGAUGUUGAAACUGUUCAAGAGGCACUCAAAGAAAUCGAUCUGCCAUCCGAUGCCGCUAAAGAUUGGUUCAAGGCAACUGCCAGACAAGGUGUACUUUGGCUCAACACCACCAUGACAUGCACAGAAGACAAAGAAGACGAUAGAAAACCACACGAACAAAUCUGGUCUCCAUUCAUCGAGGAGGUCAUCAGAGUGAUAUUCAAUUCCAAGGUUAAUGACUCAACAUCGGACAUUAAAGGAAUUGUAUUUCUGCUACUUGGAAAACAUUUCAAUGGUUGGAAACAAACUAUUGAAAAGGUGCAUUCCGAAAUCAUGGGUAUCGUUCCAAUUGAAUUUAUUGAAGGAAACAGUCCAGUUUUAGAAACAUUCCACAAUACCAAUUAUCUUGUCCAAACAAACAGCAUGUUGAGCAAAAUGUCAACACCGGAAAUCGAUUGGUUCCCAUCUUCUCAGACCGAUGACGAUUACGAAGACGAAGACGAAGAGGAAGAAGAAGAAGAAGAGGAGUCGGCCACUGCCGCAUCGUCAGCCACCGACCGAUCAAAGACAACAUCCUCACCUCCACCAAAGAAAUCAAGUGUUUUAGCAUUUGACGAGGAUGAUAUGUUUGAUACCAAGGAUACCAGAGAUGAGGGUAACAGUGGUAGUAUUGGCACCAAUACAGAGAUUGGAGAUGACUUUGCCUUGCUUGUUCAAGAAGAUGGUACGAAAAUCAAGAUGUCAGAUGGCGAAGAUCUCACCCUUGGUCGACAAUCUUUACAGAUUAGAGAUUUAUUGGCUCAUAUGAACACCAGCAAACCAGUCAAUAAGAAAUCCACCUCCACUACCACCACACCAUCCACAUCAACAAAAAAAUCAAAGUCGCCACCAGCUGAUGAUUCAUUUGAUGCCAUUGAGAAGAAAGAUUUAGAGUUUGCCAAAAAGCUACAGGAAGAAGAAGAAAAGAUGUUCCAAUCGAAAGGAAACAGUGAUGAUGAAUCCAGUAAAAAAAGAAAGAAACCAACAAAGAAAGAGACCAAACCAAAACCAAAGAAGAAAGUAAAGAAGAAUGAAGACGACUAUGAUGAUGAGGAUAUAUAUGGCUUUGAUGAUGACGAUGAUGAGGAUUAUGUUCCAGAUGAACAAGAUGACGAUGAUGAUUAUGUGCCACCAAAAACACGUUCACAAUCAAAACCCAAGUGCAAAUAUUGGGAUACUUGCUACAGAACAAAUCCUCAACAUUUGGCAGAAUUCUUACACCCCAAAUAA